This is a messenger RNA of Eucalyptus grandis, 612 nucleotides long. RefSeq lists its product as uncharacterized. Bases 1 to 612 code for a protein of 203 amino acids. The transcript has a single exon. The record is from RefSeq and is a predicted model, not a curated record. NCBI's taxonomy places the organism in Eukaryota, Viridiplantae, Streptophyta, Magnoliopsida, Myrtales, Myrtaceae.
AUGGAUAAUAGGACUCAGGAGAAGGUUGUUUCGAAAGGUCGAUCUCGAGAUCCUAGGAGGGCUGCUGAUGCCUAUUCAGAAAGUGCACUGGAGAAGAUAAUUGUACUCUUCCGCCUGGGCUAUGCAGCCUUGUCUCUUGGCCGUCCUCGCAAGCAAGAUCCUAGGACGGCUGCUAAAAUCUAUUCAGAUUGUGCGCUGGACUCGAUAAUUGUACUCUUGAAGCUAGGCAACGAAGCCUUGCUUGUUGGUAGUCCUCGAGAUCAAGCCUGUCUCGGUCGGGUUGAAGAUCCAGCCACAUCCCCUUCUUGUGCUGUUAGGCAAUCCAAAGGCAAACAAAGGACGGAGCUGCGUGAGCUGUCCGAACAAAAUUCAGAAUUGUCGAAGAAACUAAGAGCUGCAACAAAGCGUCCUGUUGAACUCCAACGAGAGGUACAGAAAUCUCCAAUCAAAGGCUGGUGGGAGGCAUCGAUGGACCAACUCUCCUUAGAGGAGCUGAAACUUCAUAAGAGAAUGUCUGAAGAAUUAAGCAAGAUGUUAACGCAAGAAAUUGAAGACCGGACCACUAUUUCCCAUGGCAACAAUUCCGAUGAUCCUUGUGGGACUGAUUCCUAG